AUGUCAAGUGGGAAUGCCAGCGAUGGUGGCAUUAGCCGGAACAAAGAUGGUGUGCCUCAGUGGUCUGGAGAUCCUGCUACGUUUCAGCAGUAUGAGGAAGAAGCCAGGCUGUGGGAACAGACCCAAGCUUGGCACAAGCGGCACAUGGCCGCCCCGAGGCUGAAGGCAGAACUCCAGGGGGCAGCGAGACGCCUGAUCCUGGGACAACCAGCAGAGUGGACAGCGCAUGAAGGCGGAGUAAGCGAACUCCUACAGUUCUUGAGAGCCCGUCUGGGGAAGGCCCAGAUGCCAGAGCUGUCGGAGUGGCUGACGCGCUACUUUCGCUCCACCAAGCGGAAGGCCCAGGAGACCGUGGGGGAGUACAUCACGAGGACAAGUCUAGAUACAACGCCGGAAGAUGGUCAGAAUGGUGCCGCGCCACAGGCGGCAGCGCCAACAGCAACAGACGGCGAUGGUGAGAUGGACGGAGAUCCGCAGGAUGUUGUAACGUCAGCAGCCAUCAGUGUGAUCAAAUUCGAGACUCUCAGCAACCAACCUCUUCGCUACAUCCGAACGAAUAUGCCGGGCCUCUCCUCCAUGAACAAGGUCCAGCUGGUCGCGGAGAUUCAUCGCCUCGGAGGCACAGCCGAUGUCAGUGCCCGCAAGCUCGAGCUUCAGCAACAGCUGUACGGCCUGUACGAGGAUCAUGGGGUCUCGACGGGACCCAACCGUGCCACCACGGACUACCAGAACUACACGAGGGCGAUGAACAAGGCCGGGAAGUACAAGAAGGACCUCAUCAAGUACAUGGAGGAGCACCUCAACUUGUCGGUCAACUACAAUGCGACGCAGAUCCAGCUACAGAAACAGGCGCUGCUGAAGAUCUACGCCCUCUCCAAGAUCGACGAGACCGACCCGGUGGGCUUCGGAAUCCACAGCUCCCUGAGCUACCGAGAGCUCAAGGAGACGCAGCCGCAGUACUGCCAGUGGGCAAGGGCAACUGCCAACGAAGGGCAGUGCAAUCCCCUGAUGACCAGGCUGGUGAGGUGGCUGGUGGAGGAUCAAGCGAGUGGCAGCCUGAGCGGCCACCCAAUCGGGCCGAAGGCAAAGGCGAAGAGCACGAGCACGGCCAUCCAUGGCCGACGAGAUGUGGGGGACACCGAUGUCCAGAGCACGGGUUCCCUCAAUACCGACAUGACGCAGGAGACGGUGAUGCGGGAGAUGAUGGGUGCCCUACGGAACCUACAGGCCGAAGUGGGUGCCUUGAAGGAGGAACAGAGGUCCUCACGUCCCCGUCGCGAGAACCAUCCCGACGAAGAGAUGGAGACCAAGAGCGUGAACGAGGAUGGCAGCUUCGUGGCAGUGAGCGGGCCUACGAAGAAGUGA
This is a messenger RNA of Symbiodinium necroappetens, 1365 nucleotides long. The record is from the annotation of a GenBank genome assembly. Lineage: Eukaryota; Dinophyceae; Suessiales; Symbiodiniaceae.